Nicrophorus vespilloides is the source of this 1642-nucleotide messenger RNA. RefSeq names its product protein croquemort-like. Gene Ontology annotation, cellular component: membrane; cytoplasm. Lineage: Eukaryota; Metazoa; Arthropoda; Insecta; Coleoptera; Silphidae. The transcript is spliced from 7 exons. Bases 81 to 1589 code for a protein of 502 amino acids. Gene Ontology annotation, molecular function: scavenger receptor activity. The record is from RefSeq and is a predicted model, not a curated record.
GAACGUAUUUAUAUAGAUAUGUCAAAUAGGAAUCGGCAGUAUUGGUUUGUGUUUUGUGCGUAUGAUUAAACAUUACUAAAAUGGCCAAAAAUAAUAAGACAUUUUUUUUAAAUGUUUCUACAAUAAUAUGCAACAAAUUAUUUUUGAUAAUUGGAAUUGCAUUGGCGAUUCUCGGAGUGACGCUUUACGUAACCUUUCCUUGGAUCCUGCAAAGUCUAAUUCGGAUUGCAACGACCUUUAAGCCGGGUUGGAAGGCUUACAAUGAAUGGAAAUGCAAUCCUGAGCCGUAUUACUUCGAUAUAUACUUAUUCAAUUGGACAAACACUGAAGAUUUUUAUAAUCCAGAUGUUAAACCAAAGUUCGAGGAGAUCGGCCCUUACCGUUUUUUGUUAAACAUAGAGAAAAUGAACGAGACUUGGAGCGAAGGAGAUACGUUUAAUUACAGCAUUGCUAAGAAGUUCGUUUUUGUAAAGCACGAAGAUUCGAGGGAUUUAACAGAUCUGAUUACUAGUAUUAACCCAGUGCCUUUGUCCUUAGCUUACCAAUUCAGGAACAGCAACUACUUCACCAAAUUAGCCAUUUCAUUAACACUGAGAUCGACUAAGUCUGAAAUGUUCGUUACGAAGACGGCGGAUGAGUUUUUGUUCAGAGGUUUCGAAGAGCCCACGCUUGAUGCAGCCAAUAAAAUACCAUUCGUUAAGAUCAUGGAUAAAUUUGGGUACUUCUAUAAGAAAAACUACACGGAAUAUAUGUACGGUCCUGUGACGAUGCAUAAAACCCAAGACGAAAAUUUCGCGCGGCUCUCCACGUACAGGAAUAAGAAAAAUCCCGGUUUCUUUGACGGAAAAUGUGGGACGACGGAUGGCAGAAUUGGGGAAUUCGUGGAAACAAACCGAAACAGUUCGAAAAUACUCAAAGUUUUCGUGCCGGAAAUUUGCACCUACACGUACUUAAAGUAUAAAGAACAAAGGGUGUACAAAGGUGUUGUUUCCGAUUACUACGAAGCGCCUAAAACGUUGUUCGAUAAUGGAACCGUAUAUCCUGAAAACGAAUGCUUUUGCAACGGUCAAUGCGUUCCGAGCGGCCUUUUAAACGUUUCCUCUUGCAACGAAAACGCACCGAUUUUCCUUUCUCUUCCUCACUUCUUCCAUGCCGACCCUUCUUACAGAAACGCAGUGGAAGGAAUGAAACCGGAUCCGGAUAAACACAAUGUUUUCACGGCUUAUCAAAAGGACUCCGGAGUGGUAACAGCUAUCGGGCUUAGAAUACAAGUAAACGUAUUAAUACAACCCAUCAGCGGAUUUGGUAUGUAUUCGAAUGUGCCAAAAUAUUUUAUACCUGUGCUCCACAUCAAUGAAACGGUUUUGAUGACGGACAGCGUUGCGUCGCAGAUGUAUAUAAUCCAAGUAUCGCCAAAUAUAUCGACCUUGAUUUCUUGCCUUCUAACAGUAAUCGGUGUUACGUUAUUUACUUACGGUUUUAUGAAGAAGAAACCAAACAAAAACGAUAAUAAAUUGUACGAUUUGUAUGAUAAACAGGAAUUCCAGAAGUAUAUCUACAACGAUAACUUUAUCAAAGUCAUUGAUUAAAAAAAAUGAAGUAAUAAUUAUUACUUCAUUUUUUUGUAAAUUGUAAAAUUUCA